UUUUUUUUUUUUUAACCUAGUGUGGUUCUAGUAUCGCUUUAUCAGUCCAAUUCAAAUUAUAUAUAAAAUUAAUUUUAAAAAUUAAUUUAAUUUAGACUUUUUAUUUCUCAAAUAAUAAGUUAUAAAAAAAUAUAAUAUUUUAAUUAUUCAUAAAAUAUUUUUAUUUUUCAAUGUAAUAAUUUUAUAAAAAAAAAAUCAUGUUUUCAAAAAAUAAAAAAUUUAAAAGGGACUAGGUAAAGCGAGUAUGUGAAAUUUGCAUUCCUGUUCAACCCAACUCGUUUAAUUUUCUUAUUAGGGUGGAGAUGAUAAUUAUUUUGAAUAAAUGAGAUAGGUUAGGAUGAUGAAUACCGGCAAGUCGGUACGUCAAAGCAUUGAAGGUAACCUUUCCAUACCCUUAUUUUUAUAAUUAAUAAUAUUUAAAAUGUAUAAAAAAUAAAAAUAAAUAAAAUAAAUGAAGAACCUAUGACAAGUAAAGACAUGAACAUUAUAUAAUUUUUUGCAAUUAAUAAUUAAAUAAUUUCAAAAAAUAAAAUAAAAUCAAUUAACUAAUUUUUUUUUUCUAUAUGAAAAAUCAAUUAUUUAAUUUCAUAUGAGAAAAACAAAAAAUAGAAAGAGAGAGGUCGGCGGGGAAUGUAUGAAGAAGAACAGGGGAAAAUGAAUUAGAGGUGGGGAGAACGGAGGGAAUAACCGAGGAGCACCAGUGGAGAUCUCUCCGGAGCCAAGUGAAAAUGUCGAAGCUACCUAGGCCGGAGUGAGCUGCCGCCGAUGGUGUUGAGAAGCCUGAGAUGCCGCCGUCGACAGUAAGCUACCAUAUGGAAAGCUGGCAACAUGUCCAAGUGCACAUUUGUCGGAUUUUAGGGAUCCAGCUGAUAUUCCUUGUUGGUUUUGGUUUUUGCAUGAGUAGUUCUUUCGUUUCAUGUGAGGUGGGCGGGUGUACCUCAAAUGUUGGCUCCACCAACCAAAGUUUAAACAUCCCACCUUAUUUUGAGAAACAUAUUACAAAAUCAUAUUUUGAUAAAUAUGAUAGCUUGCUUGAUUCAGAUUUCCUAGAUUUCAUAUCACAUGAACUUUUUCCUGGCUCUUGUGAACUGCUACUGGAUAAUCUGAAUCUUGUGCUGAGACUGUCAGUUCAACAACGCUCUCUGAUUGGUGAUGGUUCUCAUCGUCACCUUUCUUCAUCCUUCAGAUUUAAUAUCCAGUCGGAGUUAAUAGCUGAGUUACCAAUACACUUCUGUGAGGCCAUAAUCAUUGAAAAACUACCCUAUGGAAUCUUUGCUGACCCAUUUGAGCUACAACAUCUUCUUCAGCGUGGAGUAUUUAUGGGUGCAGCUGUUUUUGGAGACACAAAUUUGGAAUUGCCAUCCGUUCAUUCCAACCGGUCCCUUGUUGAGGUUCACAUGGAUGUCGAUCUCAACACUUUUUCAAGACACAAGGAUGGUUUGGAAAUCAACAUAGAUCUUCCACUGCAUAUACGUUAUCCACCCUUGGAAGAGAGUGGCUAUUCAAAUAUUGAACUAGGUGCACCAGACUUAUUCAUGCGCUGCAGCAUUGAAGCAAAGUCACAUAAUCAGAGCUGUUUAUUGAUGUUAAAAGAUAAUGGUGUUGCACUAGGGAAUGGCCCUGUAGUGUGGAGGGUACCUUCUGGAAUUAAGGCUCAUGCCAGAGCAGUGUCUAUUGUUACUUUCAUUUCAGCCAUAUUGUCGACUCUUUCAAUUGUGCUGACAUCUGUGUAUUAUUCAAGUACCAAAUUGUGCAAAAACCUAAAACAAUCUUAAUUCAUUAAACCUUUUCUGGGCCCUGAUAACUUUGCAUGUACUUUGAAAACACUGCUCUAAUGGAAGAAAAUGUCCUGUGGGUGAAAUUAUUUUA
Messenger RNA from Vitis vinifera (wine grape), 1869 nucleotides. RefSeq lists its product as uncharacterized. The record is from RefSeq and is a predicted model, not a curated record. Bases 786 to 1775 code for a protein of 329 amino acids. Gene Ontology annotation, biological process: GPI anchor biosynthetic process. Gene Ontology annotation, cellular component: endoplasmic reticulum membrane. The transcript has 5 exons. Lineage: Eukaryota; Viridiplantae; Streptophyta; Magnoliopsida; Vitales; Vitaceae.